Closterium sp. NIES-67 is the source of this 1442-nucleotide messenger RNA. NCBI's taxonomy places the organism in Eukaryota, Viridiplantae, Streptophyta, Zygnematophyceae, Desmidiales, Closteriaceae. The record is from the annotation of a GenBank genome assembly.
AUAAUCAGUCCCGCCACCUCGCACCUAAAGCGGAAAAGCGGAAUCGCCCCCUCUUUGCUCUAAACCGUUUCGAUUCGAGUCGCGAAGGCCGAACCAAUUUUUGCGCUAAAACACUAGGAUCCUCGCAUUCGCGGUGAGCUACGGAAUUAGAGAAUCACUUCGCACUCUCCGCCCUUCCUUAGAGCACUAUUUUGCGGAAAGUGAAAUGGCACUCGCCGUGAUUUCCGCUCGCACGUGCAAGCCGAUCGCGUUGAGUCAAUCGCUCUGUCGAAUCGUCGGCGCCGCUGGUGUGCUCGGCGCGCGCAGCGCCGAUCACGGCGCCGGUCUCGGCGGGUCAUCAGGCACAGGCGAGGGCAACCGCGCGUUUCACGGAGCGUCGGCGGAAGGCUCUUUCGCGCGCGCAAGCGGGGGUGCUACGGGGGGCGCAAGCGGGGGCGCAAGCGGGGGCGCAAGCGGGGGCGCAAGCGGGGGCGCAAGCGGGGAAAGCAGCGGGGUGCAGAUGGGAGGAGGAGAAGCGCCAGUGCCGGAUGGAAGUUCCUCGGAGCAACGCACGCCGCGACGGAUAGUUGUGAUGGGUGGGAACGGCUUUGUGGGCAGUGCCAUCUGUCGCAACGCCAUUGGCCGGGGGAUAGAGGUGGCGAGUGUGAACCGAUCAGGUCAACCCAACCGGAGUGAAGCAUGGAUAAAGGAGGUCGAGUGGAUCAGAGGCGAUGCCUUGGACCCCUCCUCUUGGAAGCAGCAAUUGCGAGGAGCCACGGGAGUGGUCUCUUGUGUGGGCGCGUUUGGCUCGAAUGAGUGGAUGCGGAGGAUCAACGGGGAUGCCAAUAUUGGGGUGGUCAACGCCGCUAAAGAGGAGGGGGUGGCGAGAUUUGUCUUCAUUUCCGCUCAUGACGUGGGGCUGCCGUCGUUUGUUCUCCAGGGAUAUUACGAGGGCAAGAAAGCGGCAGAGGCAGCUGUCAUGGCAGAGUACCCCACCACAGGUGUCAUCCUCCGUCCAGCCAUGAUCCAUGGAACUCGCAAUGUUGGCUCCUACCGACUACCUCUCAGCUUGAUCGGCGCUCCCUUGGAAGUGGUUUUCAAGAAUCUCCCCUUUCUCUCACACCUGCCCCUAGUUGGCCCAGCCCUAGUGCCACCUGUUCCAGUCUCAGCCGUUGCCUCUGUUGCAGUCAGAGCAGCAACGGAUCACUCGUUUCCUGGUGGGGUGGUGGACGUGUGGGGAAUACUGAAAGAGGGACACUAGGCUAAGAUGUAUACUGUAGAUGGAAGCGGAAGUGGUGUCAUGUACAGGUUUCAUUUUCUCUUGGUCUAGCUUCAUGGCAUGAGCAUCCACUUCAGGGAAGGGGCAUUGAAUUGAACAUGUUUCGUCAGUGACAGGUUGAAAUAGAAUUAUCAAAUGUAGCGAGAAUUGACAACUGUGAAGGGAUUACGGCUAUCCAUUAACU